GGCUCCGUUGGGCGAUUGGCACACAGUCAUACAUGUAGUAAAUGCGGUGACACAGGCAGACAGGCACAUGAAAGGGGUGCAUGCAGUCGAGCACGUGUGCCGUGGAGAACGGAGUGGGAGAAAAAACGGAAUGGAGAGCUGCCUAGCGCCUAGGGAGAGAGGGAGGAAGGGAGGGAAUACAUGUACAGGGAAGCCAACACUAGAAUAUAAACAUCAAUUCACGACUGUGCCUGGGAGCGACAUCUCACCGACCGCCCCCGGCUCGCUGCCCCUCCGCCCGGAUGCCGGGAGGCUUUCAGGCGAUGCCAUGAGGCUGCGGAGCGGCUCAUCUGCAACUCUGGUACUUCCCGACUCACACGACUCACGGCUCGAGCGCCGAUUCUCCUUUUUCCUCUUCUUCUUUUUCUUCUUCUUCUCUUUAGCGACCGUCCCCAUCUCACUGACCGCAGCCUCGGACUCCUGCGGACUGUCCCCAUUCCCACGGCCCUUCUCAGCCGCCCCCUCGAGGGCCUCAACGCUGCACAUUCGCAAUGAGACACGGACAUAUGACAACGGGACACACGCACAACAUGGAGCAUUUUAUGUCGUCUUUUCUGCUUGGCCGCCUACUCUGUUGCGGUGAAGGAUCUUCUGCUCAUUGCAUCUUUCAGCAAGUCUUCUGGCGUCUGAUGAGGCUGGCUGUCCGCCGCGUGUUCCGGCGAGACCACCUGCACCAUCUUCUUGGAAGGCGUCCCCUCAAGCGGCCAGAACUCGCCAGCCAGGUCCGUCUUGAGAGCCCUCCCCUUCCCCUUUUCCCCACCUGCCCGCCUGCCAUUCUCCUCGCCAUUCGCCGACACCAACACCCCUUUCAGCCUCUUGUCGUCGAUCGUGUGGACUGUGGAAGUAGACUUGCGACGAAUGAACCUCUGCAUCAUGGAGCUCCUUCGUCGCGAGGGUGUUGAUGAGUGGCGCCGGUUCUCCGCCCCAGCUGAUGUGUCGGCCCUAAAGAGGCGGUCCUUGAUGCUUAUCCGCCGCACCGAGCCGGGCGAGAACAAAGGCAGCCCCGAUUGCCGCCGGCCCGAGCUUGUAGGAGAUGCAGAUGAUCUCCUGCCCGCCACCUCUUUCUUCUCGUGCUUCAUUUGCAGCUUCUCCAGCUUCUCUUCCACAUCCUGCGCCUCCUGAUGGUUGGUUGUAUCGCGACAGACAGGAAGACCACCAUUGAUGAUGUCACACGCCAGGUGUACGUCUGGCUUACACAAUGCUUACCCUCUCGGCCAUGGAUUUCGUUCGUGACUUCUCCCUGGUAGCGGCCGCCGCCUGAUCUCUGUGUAAGUACCAAUGCGCGCAGACAGAAUGGGAGCUGGCUAUAGCUGGUGUGUUGUCUGCCUUCGUACGCGGCGGAUUGCAGGACGUCCUCAGCAACGGAAAAAGCCUUAGUGCUCGAGCGCAUUGGCUGCGGGGCUUCGCGAGUUGGCGGAUCGAACUGCCCCUCGCCCUCUAUUCCACCACUGGCGAGCUUGCGGAUGAAGGGAUGCUUCAACGCUGUGAUACAUAGCACAGGCCCAAUGCCGCCGUGUCCUCGUCUCAUGCAUUGUGUGUGUGUACCUUCAUCAGCCGUAAGUCGCUUCUCGGGAUUCCGCUCGAGAAGGCUGGAGAGGAAAUCAAUCGUCUGAGGGGAAGGGAGACAAGGACAUAGACAGACAUGCAAUGCCCCCAUAUGCAGACGCUGCGUGCACAUCUUGUCCGGGCGCGUAUUCACCUACCUUCUCUGAGUACGGCUUCUCCAUGUUGUGGAGCGACCAGUCGAUCUGGUGGCCCUCAAUCUCCUUCUGCAGCACCAGCAGCAGAAUAUGUAGGGGGAGAUGGAUGGAUGGGUGUGGUCGAUGGUCAGUCAGUGCAUGUCUGCCUGUAUGGGUGGAUUCCUCACGAGUAUGGCGGCUUGGUCUUCGCCGAUGAAUGGGUAGCGGCCGUAGAGCAUCAGAUACAUCAACACGCCUGGCGUGAUAUCAUAAGAUGAGACAAAGCAGACAUGAAAUACAUGCAUCGUCUGUCUGCUGAAUGACAGGGGAAUCCUCCUUACCGACAGCCCAGAGGUCGACCUCCACGCCGUAUCUUUUCCUGGUCGAUGACGCACACAACGAAGAGACAGACCCACGAUACGUGUCUCACAAGUGUUCGCACACAUAGCAGUCAGUACACACUUGAGGAGUUCGGGCGCCAGGUACUUGAGCGAGCCGCAUGUCUCCUCCAGAUGCACCCCGGGCGUCACCUUGGCAGCGAUGCCGAAGUCGAUCAUGAUUAAGGGGGAGUCGAUGCUCUUCUUCUGCAGGAGGAAGUUCUCGCCCUUGAUGUCUCGGUGCACGAUGUUGCGCGAGUGGAGGUACUUGAGGGCGUCAAGGAUCUGCCGACAUCGUGCAUACAUGUAUAUGAGAGUCGAUCGUCCCAGUAGGUCGGCAAAGCGCAGUCAAUAUAAACAUUGGGGCGGAGCGCACCUGCCGACAUAUCUUGGCCGCUUCCCGCUCGGUGAACUGCUUCAUCUCCUUGAUGAACGUCAACAGCUCCCCGCCCUCACACUUGUCUAUCACCUGGCAGCACACACACACCGGUGCGCGCCGCGCCGCGUGGUGGUCUGCCUGCGGGUCUUGCAACUUACGCCAUAGACGAACUGGUGGUCCUCGUAGAGGCCGUGAAGACGGAUGAUGGUCGGGUGGUCUGAAUGAAUGAGGAAACACGACCAGGUUUUGUGUGCUUUGUGUAGUAUGUCGUGCGCACCAAGCUCAGCGAGGAAGUCGCACUCCUUCUUGAACAGCUGUGCGUGAUUCCACUUGGCCCCCGGCUUCUUCUCCACAAUCUUGACCGCAAAGAGUUCCCGUGUGGUCCGAUGGAUGCACUCACGCACUUGCCUGCACACAACACAACCAUCAGCCUGGCGGACCUCUUCACAUGUGAGUCAUGUUUGUUACCCGAAGGCGCCCUGUCCGAGGAGCCUGCCGAGGUUGUAAUCAUCCCGGACGUCACGCCGACGUACGCCACACACGUUCCCCAUCGGAGAAGCCUUCAAG
This is a messenger RNA of Vitrella brassicaformis, 3041 nucleotides long. Lineage: Eukaryota; Vitrellaceae. The record is from the annotation of a GenBank genome assembly.